AGACGAAGUCUCAGGGUUCUUCUUCUUGUGCUGCCGAGAUACUGAUCGAUCUCCAACAAAACCACUGACGCAAUCGGAAGUCGACAUAUGGCCGAGCACGGUGGCGGAGGUGGAUGUUGCCCGCCGAUGGAUCUGUUCCGUUCAGAGCCGAUGCACUUAGUGCAAGUCAUCAUUCCUAUAGAGUCUGCUCGCUUGACCGUCUCUUAUCUUGGAGAUAUCGGCCUCAUUCAAUUCAAAGACUUGAAUGCAGAAAAAAGCCCUUUCCAGAGAACAUAUGCCGGCCAGAUUAAAAGAUGUGGAGAACUGGCACGGAAGCUUCGUUUCUUCAAGGAUCAAAUGUCAAAGGCGGGUGUCACACCAUCAGCUAAGUUUGAGGCCAAAACUGACUUUAAUCUAGAUGACCUGGAGGUGAAUCUUGGAGACCUUGAGGCUGAGCUUACUGAAAUCAAUGCAAAUAGUGAAAAAUUGCAGCGUGGCUAUAAUGAGCUUGUAGAAUAUAAGCUUGUUCUGCAAAAGGCUGGGGAAUUUUUCAAAGCGGCAGAAAGGAGCGCUGCAGCUCAGCAGAGAGAACUUUCAUCUCAUCAGGCUGGUGAAGAAUCUUUGGAAACCCCUCUAUUGAAGGAUCAGGAAUCAACAGCUGACCAAGGCAAACAAGUUAAAUUGGGGUUUCUUACUGGCCUUGUGCCCAAAGGAAAAGCCAUGGCUUUUGAGAGAAUUCUGUUCCGUGCUACAAGGGGAAAUGUCUUUCUGAGGCAGGCUUCAUUGGAAGAAGCUGUUGUUGAUCCUAAUUCAGGAGAAAAGGUGGAGAAAAAUGUUUUUGCAGUUUUCUUUUCUGGAGAAAGAGCCAAGAGCAAAAUUCUUAAGAUAUGCGAAGCUUUUGGAGCAAACCGUUACUCUUUUGCAGAAGAUUUAUGCAAACAAGCCCAAAUGAUAACUGAGGUAUCUGGAAGGCUAUCUGAGCUAAAGACAACAAUAGAUACUGGACUUCUGCAUCGUGGGAAUUUGUUGGAAACCAUAGGAAAACAAUAUGAACAGUGGAAUGACGUGGUCCGGAAGGAGAAGUCCAUUUAUCACACGCUAAACAUGCUUAGCAUUGAUGUAACAAAGAAGUGUCUUGUGGGCGAAGGGUGGAGUCCCGUAUUUGCAACCCAACAGAUUCAGUAUGCACUUCAGCAAGCAACAAUCGACUCCAAGUCGCAAGUUGGCGCCAUUUUUCAAGUUUUGCACACGAAAGAGUUGCCUCCCACCUAUUUCCGAACAAAUAAAUUUACCGAUUCCUUUCAAACGAUUGUUGAUGCAUACGGUGUUGCCAAGUACCAAGAAGCAAAUCCUGGAGUAUAUACUAUUGUCACGUUCCCAUUUCUGUUUGCGGUGAUGUUUGGUGAUUGGGGGCAUGGCAUAUGCAUACUGCUGGCAACUUUAUAUUUAAUAUUCAGGGAGAAGAAAUACUCAAGUCAGAAGCUUGGAGACAUAAUGGAAAUGACUUUCGGGGGCCGCUAUGUUAUAUUGUUGAUGUCGCUCUUCUCAAUAUACACGGGUUUGAUCUACAACGAGUUCUUCUCGGUUCCAUUCGAGUUAUUUAGUCCCUCAGCAUAUGCCUGCCGUGAUGCUGCAUGCAGUGAGGCUACUACUAUAGGCUUGAUAAAGGUGCGUGAUACAUACCCAUUUGGUGUGGAUCCUGCAUGGCACGGGAGUCGCAGUGAAUUGCCAUUCCUUAACUCUUUGAAGAUGAAAAUGUCAAUUCUUCUUGGGGUAGCACAAAUGAAUCUCGGAAUAAUACUGAGCUUCUUCAAUGCUCUGCACUUUAGGAAUGCUGUGAAUAUCUGGUUCCAAUUUAUUCCCCAAAUGAUCUUCUUGAAUGGUCUGUUUGGUUAUCUUUCCCUCCUUAUCAUUGUAAAGUGGUGCACUGGUUCGAAAGCUGAUUUAUACCAUGUAAUGAUAUACAUGUUUCUUAGCCCCACCGAUGAUCUCGGUGAAAACCAGCUUUUUCCAAACCAGAAGACAAUUCAGCUUGUGCUACUACUGUUGUCCCUAAUUGCUGUCCCAUGGAUGCUGCUACCUAAGCCUUUCAUUUUGAAGGCACAACAUAACAGGACACACCAAGGUGAGUCCUACACAGCCCUUGAAGGCACAGAAGACUCCUUGCAGGUGGAGGCAGGUCAUGAUCCCCAUGAUCAUGAAGGAUUUGAGUUCAGUGAAGUAUUUGUUCAUCAACUCAUCCAUACAAUAGAGUUUGUACUCGGGGCAGUAUCAAAUACAGCUUCAUACCUUCGUUUAUGGGCACUCAGCUUGGCGCAUUCAGAGUUGUCAACUGUGUUCUAUGAGAAGGUUCUUCUUCUUGCUUGGGGGUACAAUAACGUGAUUAUCCUUAUCGUGGGUAUCAUUGUGUUUAUCUUUGCAACCGUGGGGGUGUUGCUAGUGAUGGAAACGUUGAGUGCAUUCCUACACGCGUUAAGGCUCCACUGGGUGGAGUUCCAAAACAAGUUUUACGAAGGAGACGGGUACAAAUUCGCCCCCUUCUCGUUCGCAUUACUCGGUACUGAAGAGGAAUGAUGAGAUGCCCAUCUUUAAAUAAAGAAAAAAGAAGCCAGCAGUCAUGCUGUUUGUGCAUAGUUGCAUCUGUAAGUUUACUAUUUUACCCCCCAUCAAUUUGGACAAUGUUAUAUAUAUAGAUGAGAAUGAUUGGAAAUGGCGUUUUUUGCAGCAUUGCGUCCACCAUUUUUUGUGCUAAUAAGAAGUAUCGUAAUAGGGACAGCCUGUGAAGUGGUACAACAAUUUGUAUGACAACCUUUUGGUAAUAAAAAUUCGUUUAUUUAUGGAAACAGUAAGUAUAUGAAA
Molecule: messenger RNA, 2838 nt
Organism: Cynara cardunculus var. scolymus (artichoke)
Lineage: Eukaryota; Viridiplantae; Streptophyta; Magnoliopsida; Asterales; Asteraceae
Product: V-type proton ATPase subunit a2-like
Exons: 18
Coding region: 88-2553 (821 amino acids)
Biological process (GO): proton transmembrane transport; vacuolar acidification
Cellular component (GO): vacuolar proton-transporting V-type ATPase complex; vacuolar proton-transporting V-type ATPase, V0 domain
Molecular function (GO): ATPase binding; proton-transporting ATPase activity, rotational mechanism
Source: RefSeq, a predicted model, not a curated record